Symbiodinium sp. CCMP2592 is the source of this 2037-nucleotide messenger RNA. Lineage: Eukaryota; Dinophyceae; Suessiales; Symbiodiniaceae. The record is from the annotation of a GenBank genome assembly.
AUGGGUCAGGCCUGGACCUCGCUUGUGGUCGAGGGGUGUGCGGCUGAAGCAGAAGCAGCCAUCGAGGCUGUGCAGGCUCCCGGUGAAGAAGUGUCGAUCCCUCUCCUCACAGGUGACGACAAACGCUGCUGCAUGCGCUUUGUUGUUCGCAAGUUUGGGCGCAAGAGUUGCUUCCUCUUCAGCUGUGGCCACACCCUGCCGACGUGCAGCGGUGUUCCAUCGUGGCCUCUGGAGAUCCGAAACGCCGAAGGUCAGGGCAAGUCCGCCUACGCCGUCAGCGAUCUCCCAGAGAAUCAGAUCCUCCUUGAGGAGGAGCCCUUCUACACCCGGACUCCGCCCGCGGAGCUGCACGGGCGGCCAGAGUGGGACGAGGACUGGAGCGCCGCCUUCACUCGCAUCAAAGCCCCGAUGCGGCUGCCUGGUGGAGAAAGUGAGAAGGAGAAGCCUCUGCUGGCAAGUACCGCCCUCGUCCGGGACGUCCUCGGAUUUGUAAAGAUGCCGGAGAGCUUACGAGGUGCUCUGAUGUCCUUCAGCUUCCCUCCGCUGGACUUGGAGCACGGGCUUGUCGACGUCGCACUGCAACUUGCAAAGCUCUGUAAAGAGCGCUUGCCAGAAUGCAAGGCCUUUCAGGUGGAGUGGCUACAAGUCGGGAUCCUGGUGACAGAGAUGAACAUCUUUCCUGGUGGCAGGGUCUUUUGGACAAUGAGUCGUAUCAACCACAGCUGCGCUCCCAACUGCGUGUUCACGAACGCUCCCGGCCGCUGGGGACUGCGAACGCUGCGACCAAUUCGCAAGGGCGAGGAGCUCACUAUCUCCUACCUGGGUGAAGAGCUACUGCUUCCCACGAGCCAACGCAGAUGGCUUCUCUGGCGGUCAAAAUGUUUCAUUUGUCAGUGCUCUCGCUGCACCAGCUCGGAGGAUCCCUUGAGAGACCGUGCUUGCAUCUGUCUGGGCCGGGCCCCGCUGUCCUGGCGAGUGGUGCACAAGCCUGCGGUUUGGCAGCGCGCGGAUCCCUCGACGAAAAGCCGCGCCGUGGCGUUGCUGAAGGAAGGCUUCGUUUUCGCCUCGACCGGAGAGAUCAGAAGAACGGCGGAGGGUGCAUGGGUGCAGGUGGAGAAGUGUGAAGUGAACGGGCAAACAUCCGGCUGGGGUCUGAUUGAUGGAGCAGCCCUGGGAUUGGGUCGUCUGAUCGAGCCUUGCGAGGGCAGGCUUCCAUCGCUAUGCCCGCAGGAUGGGGUUGCUCCUGGGGAGUUGCGAGAUCGCCUGCAAAAGCGAGCGCUUGCUUCGCGAGCAGGUCUUAGAUUGAACUGGUAUGACGGAGACAAUCUCGAACGACACUUGCUUCCUGCGGCCAGCGCGGCCACACAGUGGAGGCGAGAUGACGGUGAUGACGAGGAUAUCGACACGGAGACGGGGGCUGAAGUCCAAGGCCCCGCUUUUCUCCCCAUCGGUUGGGCUCGGCUUCGCGGAGAGUGCUGGCACUGCCGAUGUGGAUGCAUCACCAAAGCGAUGGCUGCCGAAAAAGAGCUGUCGGAAGUGGCCCAACGAGUCUUCGCGCUGUCCUUGCCAGAACAGCCGAGGGCUUCGCAAGCGGGCGUCAAGGGCCUGGCCCUCCCGGACGAAGGCUUCGUUCUCACGGCCUUGCGUUUGGCAGACGAUGCGGGACGCCUCUUCGGCCGCCGACACUGGAUUUGGCAGUGGGGUCUUCUUUUCGCCGUGGAUCUGGACCUCUCCCUGAUCAGGUACACAUAUAUGCAGUGGGAUGCAGCUUUCGCAUCUCGAACGACAGCCAUGCUCAUCGAGGUGUGGGACUGGCUCACUUCGCUGGGCCUCUCGCAGGAGCCUUCGUUAUUUCUGCAUAGCCGCGCGCAGCGGCUUGCAAAGGAGCUGGAGAGUGUGAUAUUGCCCAAUCACCCGAAGGACCGUUUCAGGGAGCUGCAGGGAGAACUCCGACGUCGCUUGGAGGCUUCCUCUCCAUCUGUAAGCUUGCUUCCGCCGCGUGAGUUCAUCCCCGGAAGUCUUUUCAUCGCACACUAG